UAGUGGAAUUCACACGCCUGCGCGCUCCCGGGCAGCCAGUCGAGUUCACACGCCUGCAUUUCAGACACACACACGCAAACACUCGCAUACCCACCAGCCAGGAACCCGAGUCUUUUCUCCACACGCGAUCGUUCAUUUCGGAAGGUGGAUUUUUUGCCCCUCCAACGGUUUUUUUUUGUUUUUUUUGGGAAAAUAAAAGCCGUGAAGAAGCAUAUGUGCAUGAACGGGGAACGGGGCGCGCAGGAUGGUUCGGGAAACCAGACACCUCUGGGUGGGAAAUUUACCCGAACAUGUUCGAGAAGAGAAAAUCGUCGAACAUUUUAAACGGUAUGGCCGGGUGGAGAGCGUUAAGGUCCUCCGCAAGCGUGGCUCGGAGGGCGGCGUGGCAGCCUUUGUGGAUUUUGUUGACAUCAAGAGUGCUCAGAAGGCUCACAAUGCGGUCAACAAAAUGGGGGACAGGGACCUUCGCACUGAUUACAAUGAACCUGGCUCGGUCCCCAGCGCAGUACGGGGACUGGACGACAACUCCCCCUCUAGCAGUCAUGGGAGGGAAGUUGCGGGGUUCUCGAGGGGUGCCGUGGGGCCCGUUUACGGACCCCCGGUGUCUCUCCACACCAGAGAGGGACGCUAUGAACGCAGAUUAGACGGCAGCUCAGACAGUCGGGAUCGAGCGUACGAGCACAGUCCUUACGGACACCAUGAACGCGGUGGCACUUUUGAUAGGCCGCGGCACUACAACACUGACUAUUACCGUGACCGCACCAUGUUUGCCUCUGGGGUCGCCUCCAGCCCAGCAGUUAGUGCAAUUAGUGGGGGAUUUGACACCCCAGAAACUCAUUUUGAAUCCCGAAUCCGCGAUCCCUUCACCUUGUCCAGCUCCGCACGCAGGGACCCCUACCGUGACGAUAGGGGGCGCCGCGUCGAUCGGACUUACCACCAUCGCCGCAGCCGGUCUUCUCACUCCUCGCAGUCGCGGCACCCUUCUCCCCAAAGGACCACCGGACAGACCCCAAAAGCCCCCCACUCGCCCAAAAGAUCAGCAGUCUCUCCAGGCCGAGGUCCACGCUCACGGUCCCGCAGCCGAUCAUCCAGUUCGGACUCAGUCAGCAGCACCAGCAGCACUGGCAGUGGCAGCAGUGACUCAAACAGCAGUUCUAGUGAGGGUUCUCGAGCACGCUCAGUUCAGUCUGCAGCCACUCAUGUUCCUGUUGCACCUCCUCCGUUGUCUCUGGACUGCGAUGAGCCACGUCGGAGCUUUGGCAUCAGGGUCCAGAACCUUCCUGUGCGAUCCACAGAUACAAGUUUGAAAGAUGGACUUUUCCAUGAGUUUAAGAAAUAUGGGAAGGUGACAUCAGUACAGAUACAUGGUGCAUCAGAGGAACGUUAUGGCUUAGUCUUCUUCAGACAGCAAGAGGACCAAGAGAAAGCUCUUAGCGUGUCCAAAGGAAAGCUCUUCUUUGGUAUGCUGAUCGAAGUGACUGCCUGGAAUGGCCCUGAGACAGAAAGUGAAAACGAGUUUCGUCCCUUGGAUGGGCGGAUAGAUGAGUUCCACCCGAAGGCCACUCGAACAUUGUUCAUUGGAAAUCUGGAGAAGACGACAAACUACCAACAGCUACUUGAUGUAUUUCAGCGCUUUGGCGAGAUAGUGGAUAUCGAUAUUAAAAGGGUUAACGGUGUUCCACAAUAUGCCUUUGUGCAAUAUUCGGAUAUUGCAAGUGUGUGUAAAGCCAUCAAGAAAAUGGAUGGGGAGUACUUGGGUACCAACAGACUCAAGCUUGGUUUUGGGAAGAGUAUGCCUACAACUUGCGUGUGGUUAGAUGGCUUGUCAACUAACAUCACAGAGCAAUACCUUACACGACACUUCUGUCGAUAUGGACAUGUGGUCAAGGUUGUUCUUGACAGAAUGAAGGGGAUGGCUCUCAUCUUGUACAACAACACAGAUUUUGCGCAAGCUGCUGUAAGAGAGACCAAAGGAUGGAAGAUAGGUGGCAAUAAAAUUAAGGUUGAUUUUGCCAGUCAGGAAAGCCAGAUGGCUUUCUAUCGCUCUAUGCAGGCAUCAGGACAGGAUAUCCGUGACUUUUAUGAAAUCCCCUCAGACAGAAGAGAUGAUCGAAGACCUCCAUACCAUGAAUUCUCAGCAGAGAGAGCAUACUAUGAGAAUGUUCGGACACCAGGAAUUUAUGCUGAAGAUCCUCGGCGAGACUACCCUGCCCGCAGUCGUGAACGUUAUACAGAAUUAGACCAUUACCAGGGUGACCACUAUGACCCACGGUAUCAUGAAGACCCUCGAGAAUACAGAGAUUACCGGGACCCUUUCGAGCAGGAUAUCAGAAAGUACAGCUACAUUCAGCGCGAACGUGAGCGAGAACGUGAACGCUUUGAGGCUGACCGUGGCAGAUGGAGUCCAUCCCAUCAGCGCCGCCCUAUAACCCCCUCUGCCUCCCCAUCACCAUCUGACCGUGUCUCAAGGGAAGCAGAGCGGCGUGUGUACAGGCACUCGUCUGAGAGAAGUGGAAGCUGCAGCUCUUUAUCGCCAGCACAACCUCAGUUUGAAAAGCCUGAAAAGUCUCCAGUGGAUUACAAGACAGAGAGUCUGGAGAGAGAAAUGGAGCAGGCCGAGGCAGAACGUGUAAGUGGGGCAGAGAAGAACAAGCGUGGCAGGCGAAAGGAAAAAACAGACCGAGAGAAGGGUGAGAAAGCAAAGUCAAGGAGAGGGAAAGUACAGUCUCCGAGCAUACCUCGCACCGAAGCGGACAGGGAGCCUAGUUUGGAUUCUAAUUCUGGAAAGAUUAAAGUUUCUGAUGUAGAUGGCUCAGAAAGACAGAGACAUAAAGGUGAAAAUGAACCCUCUCCUGAUCCUGUUUUGCGCCUUGAGCCACAAAAAGGAGAAAGACUUGAUCAAGGUAAAAGUGAGUCAGUGGAUCGGGAUAGCAAAGGAAGAUCAAAGAAGCACCUCAAAACUGACCCUGGAAAUGAGGGGAAAGAGCCCCUUUUGGAUUCCGACAGGCUUGCGGCACGAAAAAGGCGUUUUGGUGAUCCCAGUUGCAAAGCCAUAAAACAUAAAAAAGGUCGUGUUGAUGAUGAACAAACUGGUGGGGUAAGCCAGACUGCAGACUUUGGGGCAAAUGCAACUUUCACAAAAGAGGCAGAAAAUGAUACAAAAGCAUUAGAAAAAGAGGUACAGAAGAGGGAACAUUCGAAAUCCAAAUCUGAGAGGAUAGCUCACUUUAGUCAAAGAGAAGAGUUGGAUCCCAGUGUGAGAGCUGAAUUUCAGAGCUCAUCUGUACGGCAAGGAGAACAUUCUGAGCCUAACUUGGAGUCUCUGGACUCAAAAACUCAGACAGGACCAAGUGUAUCUAGACGAAUCUCCAAAGAUGGAACCCCAGAAAAGGAAAACAAAGGGAGGGAAGAAUAUUUGGACAUUGAUCUUUCCCAGAGUUAUCGCAAGCAAAUGGAGCAAAACCGAAGACUUCGGCAGCAACUCCAAGAACCUGAUAAACAAGGAAAAGCAGAAACUCCUCAUUGUGUGGAAACAGAAGACUUCGAAAACCGUAGCUUGGUGCAUGAGGUAGGCAAGCCUCCUCAGGAUGUCACUGAUAACUCUCCACCAAGUAAGAGCAAGAAACAGGAGCAUUUUGAUUUGGAUGUCAGUGCCAAGAGAGAGCGUGUAUAUAGAACUUCCCGGCCAAAAAAUGAAGAAGCAGACUGGAACAGCACACAUUCUCCAAGGUUUCAGCAUGCCCCCCAACAUGCAGAGGAUGAAUAUACAGAAGUCCCCCAUUUAAUUACUGGUAAAGAAGUAAAAGAGCUACCUAAGCCUGAGGAUAAUGCCCACCCAGACCUGGAUGUUACAGUUAAACGGGCACAUACCUCACAGAUGUCCAAGCAAAGCACACCUCUCUUAGAUGAGCAACAGAGGCGCUGGGAGAAUCGUUUAAAGCAGGACUUGUUACCUGAUUUUUCAAGGAGCUCAGAAAAACGACGAUUAAAUCGGAAGUAUUUAGAAUAUGGACUUUGGCCUGAUUUGGAGCCUGGUGAGGUACGCUCAGAUUCUGAAGAGGAUAGAGAACACAAACCAAACUCUCCUAUGCCCUCAACAUCAAUGUCCUUCCCAGAACGCCAUCGUGGAGACAGAUUAUCAGAAUCCAAGCUCACCACCUCGUUGGAAAGGAACAAAUUUUAUUCCUUUGCACUUGACCAGACAAUCACACCAGAUACUAAAGCUUUGCUGGAACGUGCAAAAUCCUUGUCCUCCUCAAGGGAAGACAAUUGGUCUUUCCUGGAUGGUGACUCCCAUUUUGCUAGUUUCAGAAGCAGAAAGGACACAGAAAAGGUAGAAUCAACACCACGACCAACACCCUCGUGGUACAUGAAGAAAAAGAAAAUACGAAGCGAGUCUGAGGAUAAAAUAGAUGACCGAAAGGAAGAUCCUAAGCCAGAAGAACAGGAGCGACGAGAGCUCUUUGCCUCUCGCUUUCUUCACAGUUCUAUCUUUGAGCAAGACUCACGACGCCUUCAACAUCUUGAACGAAAACAUGAAGAUCCUGAACAUGGUAUGGGAUAUCCUAAUGCUCAGCAAGGCCAAAGUGAUGGUCAGCCCGAUUCUGAACCAGUGGUACUCUUCCAUGAUCGCUUUUUAGAGUUAACAAGGCUCCAGCAACAGAAGGGUAAAGAGAAGACUGAGCAGGAAUCCAAGAAAGAUGAAAGUGUGGAUGGAAGAGUCGAUGAGAAGUCACAGGAGGAAGAGGAACCAGCUCAUCAACUCGGUACUGUUGAACCUAAUGUGCAGCAAGCAGAGAUUAAACCAAUCAGCCCUGCACAAGCCCCUCAGGCAAGCCCUGCUCAGACGCUUCAUGUAAACCCUGCCCAAGAAAUUCAGGUAUCACCACCUGUCUUGACAGUUAAAGAGAUGUCACCACAGCUUGAAACAAGUAAUGUCCAAGCUCCUUCACCUAAGCACAUUGAUCCUCUGGUGAAAGAAGAAAAGCAACCUGAACAGAUUUUUGCAACUGCUCCGUUGUACCAAGAAACAUCUGAAUCAAAUGGCUCAGAAUGCCAGGAGACAAAGCCUUCAGUGACUGAGAUAAAAGUAAGUCCAACUAAUGAUGUGGAAACGCCUCUUAACAGAGAUGUUGAGCAGGCCUCUAGUAAUGAUACACAUACGGAUGACACACCAGUGUCCCAUGGACCAAAACCUGAGCCACAAGCAGAACUCCCUGAACUACAGAAUUCCCCAUCCCCUAUGAUUAUAGAUGAAACAGACAAAUUAGAAAAAUCUGAACCACUAGAUACAGGAACUGAACCUCCAGUCAAAGAGGUUGAAUCAAAAUGUGUUGACAGCUACCCUGUGGAAGAACCAAUCUCUCCUCCACCAAGGUCAAGAAACAAGAAAGCCAAGACUUCACCUACAACACCAGUAGCCCCUUUGACCUCACCAAACACCCCAGACAAACAGACCACACGCAAGAGUGAACGCAUUGAUAGAGAAAAGCUUAAACGUUCAUCUUCUCCAAGAGGAGAGUUAUCUAAAGCUGUUUCAGAUAAGUCAACUGGCAAGUCUCCCAUCCAUAGCGCUGACUCAGAGCAGUCUGUAGAGCAAAAUGUACCCCCUGUAAGGGCAAGACGUAGGAAUGUACGUUCUGUUUAUGCAACUGUUGUUGAGGGUGAAUCUGCCCCACAGACUAGCAAGGAUGUUGAAUCACCACGCAGUGCACGCAAGCGUGGUUCGGACAAAGAGAGUGGAACACAGCAGCAGCCUGAACCAGAUGUUCUUACUGCACCAGCAACUUCUAGACGGGGACGUCCACCUAAGAAUCGACGCCAAGGAGAAGAUUUUUUGUCUGGAAAGAAUGACCGGUCAAAAAUAACUGAGACCAAAGAGACAGAUGUAAAUGAAUCUGGUAACAAUGAAGCAGUCACUAAAGUUGGCAAAGGCAGACAUUCCCCAUACUUACACAAAGCAGCAAAUCAGGGAACUACUUGUGUGUCUGGAGUUGGGAAGAAAGGAGAAAAAGUAGAUAAAGUAUCUGAGGCUAGUAUUCAAAAGAUUGAUCCUUCUGAGAUGGAUGUGGAUUCUCAAGACGGCACUAACCAGCAUGAUGGUGAUCCUUCAGGUGAAAAUGAGUCAAAAGAUGAACAUAAACCACCAGGAAUUUCAGAAACUAAGCAAGAAAAAGAUAAAAUAACCCAAAUGGAUAAAGGAAUUGGCAGCCAAGAAAAACUUGAUUCUGCUCAAGAACACUCUUUGGAUAAAAGUGGAAGAACAAAACCAACUCGACUAAGUCGCAAUUCAAAGCUAAUGACCGAGGAUAAAUCUCUUGGUCUCAAAAACCUCAGAAUCAGGCUUGAUAUGACCGAAGUAAAAGUAAGGCUUCAGACAGGUGAGAAUGAAUCUGGGCAUGAUGAUUCUUCUAAAAAGACUCUGGCAGUUGCCUCUCCCAAAGAUCAUUUACAAGAACCUAGAUUUGAAAAAGAUGUCAUGGGUGAUGGUGAUACUAAAGAAGACAAUGUAACGGGUCCCACAAAAGUCAAAGAUCCUCCUGAGGCAUUAUCCCGUGAAUUGGAGCUUGAACAAGCGGUGGAAAAUAUUGCCAAGCUUACAGAAGACCCUACUCCACUUCAGUUUAAAAGCCCAACAGAGGUACAGCCGCCUUUAUCAGAUCUUGUAGAGGAGGCUGUGCAUGAACCUGAAGAAGACAAGCCUGCUAAUCCUGCUAGUGAAACUGAGCUUGCUGCUGCUAUUGAUUCCAUCACAUCUGAAGACAUGUCUUCCAGUCUGCCACAAGACCAGGUCAGCUCAGUCAUAGAUUCAGACUCAGAUAUUCAAACUUUAGUCCCAGAUGCUAAAGUUAAUGAGAGCAACUCUGCUACUAUUCGGGGGGAGACUUCAAACACAGGAACACCAAGAAAAGGGGGUAAAGGCAGAGCAAAAGCCCAGAAGAGAGCCAAAGGCCAAAAGGCCAAUGUGAACAAGAAGGAAGCGAACAAAGAGGUGGUAUUAGAGACAGAGAGUCUCCCUGUUAAGUCACUAGAAGCUAUACCUGAGUUACCAGCGGUCACAGAGACUUCGCCACCAGCUACUGCUGCUGUUAUUACUCCAUCAUCUAAGCAGGAUAUAAGCUUAACAGCUAAUGUUCCUGAUGUUCCUAAAGCAACAGAAGUUCCUCUUAAAGAACAGCCUGACCUGCCAAAAUCAUCUGGGCCAGCAGCUAACAAGAGCCCAACAUCCCUCAAGCCUCAGCCUCAUCCUUAUGAGUGUACAUCCCCCUCUCUGUCUCCCACAAAGAUUUGCCUUAAACCCUCACACCUAAGCAGACUUCCUGUUUCCCCCACAGACCGAUUGAAUCAGCCUAAAGAGGCUGCAGUACUCUCUCCUUCAAUAACACCUUCAGCUCCAUCAGAGAAUCCAACAUUACUCCCUGACUCCUCUCCCAAUGACACCAACACCAGUGAUCUGCGUAAAAUUCUUUCAAAGCCGAGAACUAUUCCAAUUCCAGAUAUUAGUGCUACGCCUGGGAGCAUGCAUGCAAGGGAGAGUGAUGCCAAAAACGCACCGCAUGAAAACAGGCAGGCCUCUCUUUCAACCCAACCUGUAGUUCGACCACCAGCCUCUUUACCAUCCCCAGAGACAAAGCAAGUCUUUAGUGAGAAGUCUGUGAUUUCUGUCAUUGCUUCCACUGCUACCUCUGUCAUCAGUCGAGUUUGCAAUCCUACUGAAUCUGAGGAGAAGCCUAGUAUUCCAAUGGGGAAUCCGUUUGUGGACAAACAACCUCCAAAACAGAUGUAUCAGCCCAGCAUGGAUGACAGUAGCACCUAUCAUGGCCCAACAGUUGGAGAGGAGGGUGGAAAUGCAGGUCGCUACAUAGUGGAGAGCACCUCCCUGAGUACAGGCCCUACUGCUGGCCUCAGGGUGAAUACUUCCGAGGGAGUCGUAGUACUGAGUCACUCAGGACAAAAAAUUGAGGGACGACAGCGGAUUAGUGCCAAAAUCAGUCAAAUUCCACCACCUAGCGCUGUAGACAUAGAAUCCCAGCAGCUGGUGUCCAUGCCCCAGAUCAAACAAGAUCUUUACAGUGCCUCGCAGCCAGCUGCCCCCAAGGGUUCCCUACCUCCGUCAGACCACGGUCAUUCUCUGAAAUCGCAGCCAAAUGUCCCUUCUAUUAAGCCAGAUUCUGGACUAGACAAAUUAGACGCAUAUGCUUCAGUUCAAAGUGGGGUUGUAAAAAGACUGCAGCAGACUGGGCCUUCACAAGUAAUGGGUUUCCAUCACUCAGAAUAUGGUAUGGUGAUGAAGCAUCCCAAGAAAGAAGGAAAUGAGCCUCUCAAUGUGGAAAAUGUGAAACCUGCCUGGGUGUCAACUAUAAGUCCUGCCAUAAGCCCUCACCUACCCUCUCCAGCUGGUAAUGUUGGUUUCAUACCAGGAACCCCCACGGAUAGAGCCUCUUCACAUAUUCAGUCAAAACAAGAACCACGGUCCCCACGCAAGUCUGGACAUCCCCAUUCUCCCUUUGUGUCUUCUCCCAUUGGUUCUUCAUCUCCCAAAGGUGUUUCUAUGGUAUUGUCAACUGGUUUGCCAACAAUGUCUCAGUAUGUCCCAAGUGUACAUCACUCUGAACAGUCUGUGAUCAUGCCCCCACAUAAUACACAUGGCAACCUUGGAAGAAUGUCGCCUCACCGUGUAGGUCAGACCAUUCCCAUUGGUCACCUUUCUCAGGGAGAUGUGAGAGUUAACACACCCCCACUAUCGAUGAUGAACUAUGGCAUUCACUCUGAGGGCCUUCCCUCAACCUGGCCUCCUGGUCAGCAGCGCCCCACAUCUCCUCAGGCUGUGGGGAAUAGAGAGAUGGUCCUCAAAGUCAACCCAGCUAACGCAAGAGGCCAUGAAGGAGGUGAGGAAGAAGCAAGACGUUUUCACCAAGCACUUGGAAGACCACCAGCUACUCAGCUGAAGCCAGAGUCAAUACCCGCAGAAUACCGUGGGCCGAUUCACAGUGGACUGCCACUGGAAAGAUUUAAUGUAUCACCAAGAGACAUGCGAAUGCUUAUGCACCAUCAGCAAGGGGAGCGUCCAGCUUCAGAACUUCACCAAGGACACAUUGCUGAGGCCGUCCCUCCAACCUCAACUCCCACCAGCAUUACAGCAUCUCUGUCCCCACGGGCGCAUCUGUUACAAAAGACUGUGGCUGACAAGGAUUCUUUGAAGUCUGAAUUGAAGAGGACCACAUCACCCCCUGGUAAAGAUGGAAUCAUGGGAAUUCGGAGCGCAGUGCCUUCCAUGGCCUCUCCUCAGCGGGUACAGCUGAUUCCCUCAGGGCCUGUUCCACCCUUUUCUGAGUAUUCAACCAUGUACACCAACCUGCGCACUGUCCACUCCCAGUUUUCUGAAAGUUCGCCUUUGGGGAUUGCCCAGCCACCCCGUAAUAUCACACCCUCACAGGGUGUUCAAGAAUCUGACCACAGCCAAGCACCGACUGAAGGUAAAGUGGAGCAUGUUGGACACCAGCAAGUCAACAUGGUGCAACUUCUGACGAAGUACCCAAUUGUGUGGCAAGGCUUGCUGGCACUGAAGAACGACACUGCUGCAGUCCAGUUGCAUUUUGUCUGUGGAAACAAGUCUCUUGGCCUACGGUCACUUCCUGUCCCAGAGACAGGCGCUCUCCUCCGUAUUGUCCAGAGGAUGAGGUUAGAGACACCACAGCUUGAAGGAGUGGCCCGCCGAAUGACUGGCGAGAGUGAUUUCUGCCUCUUGCUGGCCAUGCCUUGUGGUGUAGAUCAGGAGGAUGUGGUGAACCAGACACAGGCCCUCAAAUCGGCAUUCAUCAACUACUUGAAGGCCAAGCUGGCUGCAGGCAUCAUCAAUGUGCCAAAUCCUGGCUCCAAUCAGCCUGCCUACGUGUUGCAGAUUUUCCCUCCCUGUGAGUUUUCGGAGAGUCACCUUUCACGACUGGCUCCUGACCUUCUCAGCCAGAUCUCCAGUAUCUCUCCUCAUCUUAUGAUUGUCAUCACCUCAGUGUGAUACUACAUUCGGUCAGGCCAAGCUCUACACAUCAGCGCCCACUUCGACUCGCCACCUUUACAGAUACAUUUGCAUUUACAGCCUGGAGGGACUCUGAUCUCUGGAGAUUUAAGUGUUGUUUGUCUGGAAUCCUCCCUUCUACAUAUCAGUCUUUAACUCUAGUUCGUCUUUCCUCUGGUGGCCCUCUGUCUCUCCGGACAACUCAAGGAUCUGUCUGUCUGCAACACCACUCCAGAUUAUGUACAAGCUAAUUUCACCAUUUCUCUGCUGUAUUUGUAUUUAUUGGUGAUUCUUUUUUUUUAUUUUUUGCUCAUGGAAAUUCUUUGGGAAAUCAGGAUGUUUUGAAGAACAAGAAAAAAAAGAAAAAGUGACGAACUGGACGCUAUAAAUUUUUUUUUUUUUCUUCAUUCUUCAAUGAUUCAGUUCUAUUAAUUUUUUUAAAAGAUGGAUAAUAGAAACCGUUGUAACAGACUAAUGGGUUUUUAAGUAGUCAUGCACAUUCAUUGGUCAGUGCUCCUUGUGGAGAAGAAAUAACGUUGGGAAUGUACGUUUCAGGGGAUCUUCUCAUCAGCCUUGCUUUGUCACUCACUUUGCUAAUCCAGAUUAGGGCAGACUCAUCCGUCGGCUCAAAACAGACGAACAGCUACAGGACUCUGGAGUUUUUGGAUCGCAGGACUGUAAAUAUUUUAAAUAUUUAAAACCCUGGCAAGUUGGCUUAAAACCCAGGAGAGUUGCCCUUUAUUAUUUUCAACCACGGAACUAACCACGGGAAUCUUCGAUGGAAGAGAUGAGCGAAGAGCAUCAACACAAAACCAGACUUAAAUUUGUGAUGUAAAUACUUAAGACUUUUGGGCUGGCAGCUGUUGCGAGGGUUUGUUGUGGGCACUUCAGUUUUUCUUACUCAAAUAAUAAAAAAAAAAAAGAUCCAGAAAACUUGAAUAUAACAGUCAUAUGCUCUCUCUCAUUUCAUUGUUUGUGUUAAUUGAUCCUCCAUGAGAAAAUCAUUUUGUGUGAAAUAAAUGUCUCUAACCAAACAAAAA
This is a messenger RNA of Colossoma macropomum (tambaqui), 11055 nucleotides long. RefSeq names its product msx2-interacting protein. NCBI's taxonomy places the organism in Eukaryota, Metazoa, Chordata, Actinopteri, Characiformes, Serrasalmidae. Gene Ontology annotation, biological process: regulation of transcription by RNA polymerase II. Gene Ontology annotation, molecular function: mRNA binding. The record is from RefSeq and is a predicted model, not a curated record. Gene Ontology annotation, cellular component: nucleus.